AUGUCCCAGGCAGAUCAGACGAAACCUCUUUUAACAGCAUCUGUUCACGACGUUCGUUAUUUCACCGCUCUACUACGUGGGAUUGGUUUUUCGAACCGAGCAUCUGUGACAUUGACAGCCAGUAGCGGAAUAACUGUCACCGUCGAGGAAGCGCGAACACUACUGGCAACGUCGUACAUCUAUGCGGACCACUUUGACGAGUGGUUGUACAAUGUCGAUAAUCUACAAGCUGCCCCAUCCCAGUUAUCUGCGCCCGAUGUCGAUCGAGAAUCCGCUUCUUUCGAAAUCCCUCUAAACACCUUGCUUGAAUGCCUCAACAUCUUUGGAACUGCGAACAUAUCUUCCUCGAGUAGCGCAGGCUCGAAGAACAAACAGUGGCGGCGCGCCGAUGAUGGCUCAGAGGACGAGAGGGGUGACGAGGGACGGCGUCCUAAUGCCAAUCGCAUCGAUCAGUAUUUUGGCAGUCACGAGAAGAGGACGAGCAUGCGUCUCACAUAUGCUGGACCCGGACACGCCUUGACUCUUGUUCUUGCGGAAGACUCGUCAGGGCCUACGACGACGUGUGAGAUAUCGACCUUCGAUCCUGAGCCGAACUUAGAGCUACCAUUCGAUGCUGACCAGACCGUCUUAAAGACGAUUUUCAAGUCUUCAUUCUGGCUCCGUGACGCCCUUUCAGAACUCGAUCCAUCCUGCGAAAAAGUAACAUUGAUCGCCAACCCCGUAGCAGAUGUCCAGAGAGCGCAAAGAGGCGUUCCCGCUAAACCCCUCUUUCGAAUCCAGGGAACGGGAGCAUUUGGCACCACCGAGAUGGACUAUCCGAACGACAGAGAGGUACUGGAAACGUUCGAGUGUUCGCGCAGUGUCAGCUUCAGCUAUCGGUUUUCACAUAUAUCACGCACGCUGCGAGCUUUACAAAACUCAACAAAGACCUCUCUUCGCGUUGAGCAGGAGGGUUUGUUGAGUUUGCAGUUCUUAGUGCCCGUGCCAAGGCCGCGGGGUGGGGUGUCAGAUUCUUUCAUCGAGUUUCGGUGUCUUGCUUUGGACGAUGAUGUUGCGCACUAA
Molecule: messenger RNA, 1062 nt
Organism: Suillus paluster
Lineage: Eukaryota; Fungi; Basidiomycota; Agaricomycetes; Boletales; Suillaceae
Product: Rad1/Rec1/Rad17
Exons: 9
Coding region: 1-1062 (353 amino acids)
Biological process (GO): DNA repair; DNA damage checkpoint signaling
Cellular component (GO): checkpoint clamp complex
Source: RefSeq, a predicted model, not a curated record